Molecule: messenger RNA, 1507 nt
Organism: Arabidopsis arenosa
Lineage: Eukaryota; Viridiplantae; Streptophyta; Magnoliopsida; Brassicales; Brassicaceae
Source: the annotation of a GenBank genome assembly
ACCCUCCACGCUCCUCCUCUCUUUUGUCGCCACGUGUUUACCACCGCUCUCGUCCGAAUUUGUCAGCAUCUCUAUGCCACGCGGCGGCCAGUUUUCCGACGUUAAUUUCUUCGCUCUAAUGAAGAACGAACAGAGCACACAACAGUUGAAGUCUUCUUCUACCCAAGUUUCACAUGAGUCUCAAGGUGAACAGAAAGUUAAUUUAUCAAUAGAAGCUCCUAUACAAGAUUCUGGUUCUGUAUCUGCCUCAAGUAAUGACGGUAGGAAAGUUUCAAGGCAAGAUAUUGAACUUGUCCAAAAUUUGAUAGAGAGAUGUCUUCAGUUGUACAUGAACAGAGAUGAGGUCGUCAAGACCCUCUUGACCCGUGCAAGGAUUGACCCUGGUUUUACAACCUUAGUAUGGCAGAAACUGGAAGAAGAAAAUGCAGAGUUUUUCAGGGCAUAUUACAUCAGACUGAAACUAAAGAAACAAAUAGUUGUAUUCAAUCAUUUGCUUGAGCACCAGUAUCACCUCACGAAGUAUAAUGUACAUUCAAAAGUUCCUCUGGUCCCGAUGCAGAACGGUAUUCAUCCCAUGGCAUCUGUGAACAACAUGCCCAUGGGAUAUCCAGUACUACAACAUCCACAAAUGCAUGCUCAAGGUCAUCCCCAUCUUGAUCCAAUGAGCUGUGGAAUGUCAAGCUGCCAUGUGGUUAAUGGAGUCCCUGCACCUGCUAAUUUCCAACCAAUGAGGAUCAACUCUGGGAAUGAUAUGGUAAUAGAUACGACCAUGGCUGAGCCAACUCCAAUGAUUCCACCAAACAGUGGUAUGUCGGAUAUGCCAGUGAGUCCAGCUUCUGUGGCGUCAAGUGGACACUUUCCAUUUGCUGCUUCAGACAUGUCAGGCAUGGGAAUGGAUACAUCAGCUCUUGAUUCUGCUUUCACAUCUGACGUCGCAACUUCAGUAGGGUUACAACUUGGAUCAGAUGGAGGAGCUGGAAAUUCUAGAGACCCUCUCAGGCCAUUUGAUCAGAUACCUUGGAACUUUAGUCUCUCUGACCUCACUGCAGAUUUGUCAAAUCUUGGAGAUUUAGGGGCCUUAGGAAACUAUCCCGGUUCACCUUUUCUUCCAUCCGAUUCAGAGAUUUUACUCGAUUCUCCUGAACAAGAGGACAUAGAUGAAUUCUUUGUGGAUUCGGUUCCAGGACCUCCAUGCUCACAGUCAGAAGAAGACAAGUCUUAAUCAAGAAUUCAAGUUUAUGAUAUUUGACAAAGUCUUUAUUUGCUUGUCUUAUUAUCUAGCAAACAAGCAAGGUUUGUGCCGUCUCGCUAUAUUAGAGAAAACCUCCAAACGGAUUUAAAGGUUUUCAUGAUCUCUUUUUUUCCUCUUCUAAGGUUAAUGAGAUAGACUUAGAGUAAUUGCUUAGUGUUCUUUAUUGUACACCUUUAUUUUGGGAUUCUGCAAGCAUGUAGAGACCAUAUAAUUGUAUAAUAUCCAAGUAUCUCUAAAUAAUCUAUUUUCUUGUUG